AUGCCACCCACCCUCCCGCUCUCCCGUCCACUCCCAGCCGGCGCCGCAGCAACAACAUCCUUCACCUCCACCACCUCGACAACCAGCUCCAAUGCCCCGCAAACCCUCCACACCCACACCCACCGCCGCUCGCCCUGGACCUACAUCCACCUGCGCCUGCACACGACUCCUCCCACCACGACCACCCUCGACGCCCUGACCGCGCGCCAGCACCUCUCCGCCGCGCUGCGCUCCUACCUCGGCGCGCACGGCGCCGCGACGGCCGUCGACAUCUUGCGCGUCGAUGCUGAUAGCGGGGACGUCUGGAUCCGCGUGCCGCGGGAGGAUGGGGCGGGCGUGGUUGCGGCGGUGGGGGGGUGGGUUGGUUCUUCGGCGGGAGGUGGUGGUGGAGAGGAGGAGGUGAGGACGGGGUGGGUGGUGAAAGGGUGGGGGGAUUGGUUGGGUGGGGUGGUUUUGGGGAGGGGAGGAGGAGCAGGAGGGGAUGGUGGGGCGGAUGUGUUUGGAGAUGGGAGGUGA
Lasiodiplodia theobromae is the source of this 516-nucleotide messenger RNA. RefSeq lists its product as uncharacterized. The record is from RefSeq and is a predicted model, not a curated record. NCBI's taxonomy places the organism in Eukaryota, Fungi, Ascomycota, Dothideomycetes, Botryosphaeriales, Botryosphaeriaceae. The transcript has a single exon. Bases 1 to 516 code for a protein of 171 amino acids. Gene Ontology annotation, molecular function: ribonuclease MRP activity. Gene Ontology annotation, biological process: nuclear-transcribed mRNA catabolic process, RNase MRP-dependent; intronic box C/D snoRNA processing; tRNA processing. Gene Ontology annotation, cellular component: ribonuclease MRP complex; nucleolar ribonuclease P complex.